Molecule: messenger RNA, 1775 nt
Organism: Neomonachus schauinslandi (Hawaiian monk seal)
Lineage: Eukaryota; Metazoa; Chordata; Mammalia; Carnivora; Phocidae
Gene: KMT5C
Product: lysine methyltransferase 5C
Exons: 9
Coding region: 139-1524 (461 amino acids)
Cellular component (GO): nucleus
Molecular function (GO): histone H4K20 methyltransferase activity; protein binding
Source: RefSeq, a predicted model, not a curated record
GGAGAAGCGGAUGAGACUGGAGACCGAAAGGCUUGCCAAAUCCUCGGCAGCUCAGAAGUGGGAGUCCCGGGGCGCUGCCCCUGCCCCUCCAUUGCGCCCUCCACUCUGGGCCAGAGGCAGCAUGGUCCGUGGGGCACCAUGGGACCUGACAGAGUGACAGCCAGAGAGCUGUGUGAGAAUGACGACCUUGCCACCAGCCUUGUCCUGGACCCCUACCUCGGCUUCCGCACCCAUAAGAUGAACGUCAGCCCCGUGCCCCCCCUGCGGCGACAGCACCACCUGCGCUCAGCGCUGGAGGCCUUCCUGAGGCAGCGGGACCUGGAGGCUGCGUACCGGGCCCUGACGCUGGGAGGCUGGAUGGCCCACUACUUCCAGAGCCGGGGCCCGCGGCAGGAGGCUGCCCUCAAGACCCACAUCUAUCGCUACCUCCGAGCCUUCCUGCCUGAAAGCGGCUUUACCAUCCUGCCCUGUACACGCUAUUCCAUGGAGACAAAUGGAGCCAAGAUUGUGUCUACCAGAGCUUGGAAGAAGAAUGAGAAGCUGGAACUCCUGGUGGGCUGCAUCGCGGAGCUGCGGGAGGCCGACGAGGGGCUGCUGAGGGCCGGGGAGAACGACUUCAGCAUCAUGUACUCCACCCGAAAACGCAGUGCGCAGCUGUGGCUGGGCCCCGCGGCCUUCAUAAACCAUGAUUGCAAACCCAACUGCAAGUUUGUGCCCGCAGAUGGGAACGCGGCCUGCGUGAAGGUGCUCCGGGACAUUGAGCCGGGGGAUGAGGUGACCUGCUUCUACGGGGAGGGCUUCUUUGGUGAGAAGAAUGAGCACUGUGAAUGCUACACGUGUGAGAGGAAAGGUGAAGGAGCCUUCCGCCUCCGGCCCCGGGCACCCCUGCCCCCUCGGCCCCCGGACAAGUACGAGCUCCGGGAGACCAAGCGGAGGCUGCAGCAGGGCCUGGAUGGCGGUGGCCGGCAGGGUCCACUGGGCCUGAGGGCCUGUGCCCACCUCUCCCCGCUGCGCCGGGACCCAUUCUGUGCCACCUGCCAGCCCAGGCGCCCCCUGCCCUGCAGUGCCCGCCUUGACGCCUCGCCCCUCUGGCUCCAGUGGCUGCCUCAGCCCCAGCUCCGGGUGCGCCCCCGGAGGCGCCGGCGCCCCCAGCCCCGGCGGGCCCCAGCGACCCCCGUUCUCCGCACCGCCCGCAUCUCCUUGCACCGGUGGGGAGGCUGUGGUCCCCACUGCUGCCUGCGUGCAGAGGCCCUGGUGGCCCUGGGCCCGGCCCCCCGCGCCCACUGGGCCCCACAGCAGGACUGGCACUGGGCCCGGCGCUAUGGGCUGCCUUACGUGGUGCGUGUGGACCUGAGGCGUGUGGCCCCGGCCCCGCCCGCUGCCCCUGCGCCUGCCGGGACCCCAGGCCCUGCCCCCAUCCCCAAGCAGGCCCUUGCCUUCGCCCCCUUCUCCCCACCCAAGCGCCUGAGGCUGGUGGUCAGCCACGGCUCCAUUGACCUGGAUGUCCACGGUGACGGGCUGUGAUGGGCUGGACAGGGAAGGCCCCAGGCCAGGAGAGGAAGGAGUCCCUCCUCGUGCCCCCUGCCUCCGAGCCCCAAGUUCUCGGGGACUCACUGACCUCUAGAAGGAGCCGCUGGACCUCUGGGAGGGAGCUGGCCCUUGGCCCCAGCCCAGUUCUGCCCGGGGCUGGGUUGGUUUGGAGACACCCAGGGAUCUAACCCCUGACCCUUUGUGACUGCUGACCCCUGAGCCACCCCCACCCCAGCAGGGUGCCC